Anopheles marshallii is the source of this 1806-nucleotide messenger RNA. RefSeq names its product BTB/POZ domain-containing protein 9 (gene BTBD9). The transcript is spliced from 2 exons. Lineage: Eukaryota; Metazoa; Arthropoda; Insecta; Diptera; Culicidae. The coding region runs from base 1 to 1806 and encodes 601 amino acids. Gene Ontology annotation, molecular function: protein binding. Gene Ontology annotation, biological process: modulation of chemical synaptic transmission; adult locomotory behavior; circadian behavior. The record is from RefSeq and is a predicted model, not a curated record.
AUGAGCAGUCAAAACGGCGGUAUGGCUGUCAAUCAGUUUUGCAAUGGUGGCAUGGCACGUCCACAGGAGAUAGAACUUACGGCACGCUUUUCGAAACAAAUGGCCCAACUUUGCAUGUCACCAGACUACUCCGAUGUGACCUUCAUCGUGGAGAAUCAACGUAUUCCAGCGCACCGCGUCAUACUGGCCGCCAGAAGCGAGUACUUUCGUGCGCUACUAUACGGUGGAAUGCAGGAAACCAAACAGGACGAAAUCACCCUUCACAUACCGCUGAUGGCGUUCAAGUCAUUGCUAAAGUACAUCUACUCCGGCAGCAUGUCGCUGGUGCAUAUGAAGGAGGAGCAUCUUCUGGACACACUCGGGCUUGCCAAUCAGUACGGAUUUGCCGAUCUAGAAAUGGCCAUAUCAGACUACUUGCGUCAAGUGCUUUCACUCAGCAAUGUGUGCGCUGUUUUAGACGCGGCUCGGUUGUUUGCACUAGACGGUUUGACCACCGUGUGCCAUUCGUUUAUGGAUCGGAAUGCGUCGGACAUUUUGCAGCACGAAUCAUUCAGCAAUCUGUCGCUAGAUUCGCUCAGUAGCCUACUGCUGCGAGAUUCAUUUUUUGCACGCGAAGUGGAAAUAUUCCAGGCCGUGCACGACUGGUGCCGAUGCAACGCGGACAGCGGACAACAUGUUGACACUAUUGUAGGAAAGGUACGUUUCGCGCUGAUGUCGUUGGAUGAACUUUUGACUGUUGUACGCCCGUCCGGUAUUCUCGACCCGGAACGUCUGUUGGAUGCAAUAGCGGAGAAAAUUUCCUCCAAGCAACUUCCCUACCGUGGCGCACUAUGGCCGGAAGAAAACGUUGCCACGCCAAAGUUUAAUUCGCGAACGAUUCAUGGUGAGAUACGGUCCGCACUGCUGGACGGUGACACGGUGUCGUACGACAUGGAGAAAGGGUACACGCGACACUCGAUCGGUGAAACGGGCGAUGGCAAUGGGAUCAUUGUCGAGCUCGGCAAGCUGUUCAUCAUCAACCACAUCAAGGUGUUGCUUUGGGAUCGAGACACUCGCUCGUACAGUUACUACAUCGAGGUGUCGGUGAACCAGCGAAGCUGGGAGCGGAUCGUGGACCACACAAAGUACCCCUGUCGUUCCUGGCAAUAUCUAUAUUUUCCCGCCCAGGCCGUCCGGUAUAUUCGACUUGUCGGCACCCACAACACAAUGAAUAACGUUUUCCACGUUGUUGCGCUGGAGGCUAUGUUCACCGAAACGACAACACCGUUAGUGGACGGCAUUCUUCAGCCGACGCAUAAUGUAGCCACGGUUGAACGGAGUGCCACCGUGGUGGAAGGUGUCAGCCGGACGCGUAACGUUCUACUGAACGGCGAGGUGAAGAACUACGAUUGGGACUCGGGUUACACUUGCCACCAGAUUGGCGAGGGGGUGAUACUGAUACAGCUUGGUCAGCCCUACUGGAUCGAUUCGAUGCGGUUGCUGCUGUGGGAUUGCGACAAUCGUUCGUACAGCUUCUACAUCGAGGUGUCUGUCGACAUGAAGGACUGGGAGGUGGUGGUGGACAAACAGACGGACCAUCUGAAAUCCUGGCAACAUUUUACCUUUCUGCCGAAGGUGGUCGUUUAUAUACGUAUCGUUGGUACGCACAACACAGCGAACGAAAUGUUUCACUGCGUGCACUUCGAGUGUCCGUCGCAGGAUCCCGAUUUUUUAAAAUCUGAACGAAAUUUUUCCGCACCAAUCAUUGAGGAGAUAUCGUCGACAGGAGCGAGUGAGUCAAACGCUCGUGAAAGCAUAACGGAUUGA